Molecule: messenger RNA, 624 nt
Organism: Moesziomyces antarcticus
Lineage: Eukaryota; Fungi; Basidiomycota; Ustilaginomycetes; Ustilaginales; Ustilaginaceae
Exons: 3
Coding region: 1-624 (207 amino acids)
Source: RefSeq, a predicted model, not a curated record
AUGCCACGUCGGCAGGCCCGAGUGGGAUGGGAGCGAUCGAUGGUCGUCAUGCUCUGCAGCGUUGCUACGGCACAUGCCGCCGUCGAGAUCGCCGCUUCAUCACGCAUGAACGCCAGCGCCGUUCGACAUGAAAUUGACCGUAUCCUUGAUCGUACUCAGCGUAGCGGCGCGUACACAGGAGUCAGUCGCCGAAGCUGCAGCCGCACUCAGCAGCACCCUGCACGCAAUUCGCCUACGCUAUCGCCUCUCUCCCGCCGCCCGCACACUUUGCCGGAGGAGCGCAAAUCUGACGCGAUUCGUGUCCGCCUAUCCACAUCCUCAUUCCAUCUCCAUCCUAUCCCCAUCCCCAUCCACACACCACCAGCUUCUUCUUCAUCAUCACCACCAACACCUCGCGUGUCUUCCACCACCAGCGCUGACCUCAACCCAUCCGCCUCUUCUAGACUCAUCACCAACGCCGCCUCGCCGUGCUUUCGUCUUGCCUGUCCACCCAUACACCGACGUCGCGCUGCCCUACCCCUCGCUCGUUCCUGUGGCCCACCACACCUACGCCCUGCACAUGCCGUCUCCGUCUACCUAGCAACGCCGCCUAAUCUCCAACACAUGCACUUCCGCUUCUCCUGA